UGCUGUAAAGUAAAUUUACGUGCAGAUAAAAAUCUCUUUGAGCGUUUCUGUAAUAGGCACAGGAGGUUUGGGGAGUAUGCAACGCUGUGCUCAUCAUUGAUAACGUCUUAAGCUAACGAAAUAAUGAUGGCUCUGCAGAUGAGGGUUUUAUUGUUUCUGGUUCUGCUGGGCCUGGGCUCAGCCCUGGUCUGUCCUGAUGGAGGCCUGUGUGGAGACGAGGACACCUGCUGCAAGAACAUGGAGGAGGGAUACGCCUGCUGCCCACUGCCACAUGCAGAGUGCUGUUCGGACCACCUCCACUGCUGCUAUGAGGGGACGGUGUGUGAUCUAGUUCAUCAGAAAUGUGUGAAUAAAACCGUUUCUCUGCCCUGGAGGAAGCGACUCGCAGCCCGCCCCGCCCCUCUCCUUUCUCAGGUCCAGCUGGGUGUUCGGGCCGUGAUGUGUCCGGAUCAGCAGUCUGAAUGUCCUGACGACACCACCUGCUGCCAGCUUCCUGACAGCUCCUGGGGCUGCUGCCCGUUAGCGAAGGCGGUUUGUUGUGAGGACAAACGUCACUGCUGCCCUGAGGGAACUAAAUGUGAUCUGGUCCACUCAAAGUGCAUUUCKCCAUCGCUCGAGUCGUUUCCUCUCCUGGAAAAACUUCCUGCCAGAAGAACUGAGAGUAAACCAGGUGAAGAGACGUCUUCGGAGACAGCUGUUUCCGUGAUGUGUCCCGGUGGUAAAAGCAGCUGUGCUGAUGAUUCCACGUGCUGCCUGCUGAGCAGAGGAGACUAUGGCUGCUGCCCAUACCCAGAGGCCACAUGCUGCAGCGACCAUCUCCACUGUUGCCCGAGCAACACGGUUUGUGACCUGGACCAAGGAAUCUGCAGGUCUGCUGAGAAUCAGGCUCCUCUGAUGAAGAAGAUCCCUGCUGUUUCCAACGACAUUGUGUGUCCGGACCAGAAGUCAGCCUGUCCCGAUCAGACCACCUGCUGCCAGAUGUCCAACGGGACGUACGGCUGCUGUCCUCUGCCAAAUGCCGUCUGUUGUUUGGAUCACAUUCACUGCUGCCCUGUAAACACCAGGUGUGACCUGAAACAGGACGUCUGUGUGCCAGAACAGGGACAYGCCCCCUCGCUUGUUAAGGUGCUCUCCUCUGUGACUGCACACAGUACAGUUGGUGCUGUUCCCUGCAACGAUUCUGUGGUCUGCGCUGACGGAAACACCUGCUGUAAAUCUACACGAGGAGAGUGGGCCUGUUGUCCUCUACCAGAGGCUGWAUGCUGCGAGGACCACCUGCACUGUUGUCCUCAUGGUACGGUCUGUAACCUGGCAGCCUCCACGUGUGACCAUUCCUCAGGCAGUGCCCUGACACACCUGCUUCCCAACACACCUGUCUAUCCUAUGCUGCCUGACAACACAAAGUGUGAUGAGACCACUUUCUGUCCCAAAAACUCCACCUGCUGCAAGGGGGUGACUGAACGCUGGGGCUGCUGUCCCCUCCCUCAGGCUGUUUGUUGUGAUGAUCACCUCCACUGCUGCCCCCACGGCUCCACCUGCAACCUGGAGGCUCAGACCUGCGAUGACCGGUCYGGUCUCUCACUCCCCUGGUUCUUCAAGGUCCCGCCUCAGACUUCAGGGGGACCCAAACCCAUAGUCCCAAGUGACUUUUUGGUCCAGAGAACUGAGCCGGUCCUGAUGGUCUCCGGUCGGGUUCAGUGCGACUCUCAGACCAGCUGCCCCAAACACACGACCUGCUGCUUCAUGGAGAGGAGCCAGAGGUGGGGCUGCUGCCCCAUUCCAGAUGCGGUUUGCUGUAAAGAUGGAAACCACUGCUGCCCCCGAGGACACACCUGUGACCCCCGCCGGUCCUCCUGCUCCAGGGCUCCCCACKCCAUCCCCUGGUUCUCCAAACUGAGCGCUCGGACCGAGCCGAGCCACGUGGCGGACGUUAAAUGCGACGACACAAGCAGCUGYGCUUCGGGGAUGACCUGCUGCAGGCUGCAGAGCGGAGGGUGGGGCUGCUGCCCUCUGGUGAAGGCGGUCUGCUGCGCGGACCACGAGCACUGCUGCCCUCAGGGGUACACCUGCAACACGAAGACCGGGACGUGUGAGAAGAAAGGCGCCGACGCCCUCGCUCUGAGUCGGGUCCGGUCCGAGGACGAUCAGCGGCAGAACCAGCUGACCCAGCUGACCUGGGAGUCUUUGUGGAGGGACAGGAAACCAGGACUUUAACCCUCCUCCUCCUCCUCAGAGACGAAGCUCUGCUCCUCUUUGCUCUGGGAGUUUCACAUCUUUGUUUUUGUUUUGUUUUUUAAGUCAACGGCAGGAAAAAGGUACGUUUUUCAGUUUCACAGCUUCCUGUUUCCUGAAAUUUCACUUUAUUUUGAAAGUCUCACUUUUCAAAACGCCUGAAAACGUAAAAGUUUGUGCUGAGAAACGUCCUGUUUGAUCUGUUUCGUUAAAAAGUUAUUUUGCAACUUGAACUAAAUCUUCUAUAAGAUAAAGAUUCUUCAGUGUUUUUGUUUGAACUGAAGAAGAAAACUUUAUUCACAGCUGGUGAAGAAGAUAAUUAACAAAAAGAUUCUAUUUAUUUCCUGCUCCGUUAGUGUUUUUACUUUAUUUUUAUUUUGUUUUGAAAGAGACAAAUCUGAAUGUGGUUUCUCUUCUGUUCCAACUAUUUUAAGCAAAGGUUUGGCUUCUGUUUCUACAAAAAAAAGGUGAAAAACAUUGAAUUUU
Messenger RNA from Austrofundulus limnaeus, 2718 nucleotides. It is a transcript of the gene grnb, whose product is annotated as granulin b. Gene Ontology annotation, cellular component: extracellular region. The coding region runs from base 124 to 2214 and encodes 696 amino acids. The transcript is spliced from 15 exons. The record is from RefSeq and is a predicted model, not a curated record. Lineage: Eukaryota; Metazoa; Chordata; Actinopteri; Cyprinodontiformes; Rivulidae.